CGAGAGGCUCCCGCUCCCCUCAGACCUCAGCCGAGCCCCUCAGAGCCUCAGGACCCUCGGCGCGGCCGCCUAGCGGGGCCUUGACGUCGUUGUAAUCUAUUCUGAUUGAAAUCUGAAGUCACUUUUCUUGUUGGUCCCGUAUAAAGUGCAGACCGCAGAACUCGACGUAGGGCCCCGCGCGUCAGGGUAGCGCUCCUUCAAGAGCACCCCGCGACCUUGGAUCAUCCACCCCGACCCCAGCCCCCGCCGCCGGGAAGCUCGAAGGCUGCGUGGCUGACCCCUUCCCUCCCCCUUCCCCUCUCACUCUUGCCGAAGCGUCAAGAUGUGGGUCUGUGGAAGGAGUCUUAGUUAGGGAGGUUCAUGUGCUGGUCCGCGUGUGUCCUACCUCGUGGAUGAUUUCAAGACGUAAACCAGCGUCCUUUUAAGUGGCUCUGUUGCUUAGCGGUUGCGUUAUCUUUUACUUGUCAGAAGAAAACUGGGAACUGAGGACGGGAUGAGGCACGGAGUGAGGGUAGACGUAAGGAUGGUUCCAUUAGAGAUAGUCUGCGUAGUUUGCUCUGUAGAUGAGCCUGGCCUCAAAGCCGCAGAUGUGCACCUGCCCCUGCCUCCCAGAUGCAGAGAUAAAGGCGUGAGCCACCAUGCCUGGCCCGGAGUUUUAAUUCUUCUGGUGCUUUUGAAGCGGGGUCUACUAUGUAACAAACUUCUGCCUGCCUGCGACACGGACUCCCGAGGGCUGGGCUCAAAGGUGUGUGCCACCACACCAGCUAAAGUUAGUAUUUCUGUUGCAACUUUCUCCCCUGGUCAUUUCUCUGCAGUAGAGGCUUUCAGUAUUCCACUGACCGCCCAGCUGGAGACAGUGUCAUCAGAUCUCAUGCUGCCCUGAGGAGCGGUGGAUGUGUGUGCUCUUAUUUUGAAAAUGAGUGUAAAUAGUGCUGUAUUAAGAGUUGAAACCUGGCUCUUGGCAACAUGGCAUGUUAAAGUGCCUCUACCCUGGCUGGAAGCAUGUGUUAACUGGAUCCAAGAAGAAAAUGAAAAUACUAAUUUGAGCCAAGCACAAGUAAAUAAACAGGUGUUGGAGCAAUGGCUUCUUACUGACCUGAGAGACUUGGAACAUCCUCUCUUACCUGAUAACAUUUUAGAAAUCCCAAAGGGAGAACUGAAUGGAUUUUAUGCUCUGCAGAUCAAUUCCUUGGUUGACGUAAGUCAGCCUGCAUAUUCCCAGAUACAAAAGCUGAGAGGAAAGAAUACAACCAAUGAUCUAGUUUCAGCUGAAACACAGGUUACCCCAAAACCGUGGGAAGCAAGGCCUUCACGGAUGCUCAUGCUGCAGCUCACCGAUGGUGUCACACAAAUCCAAGGGAUGGAAUAUCAGUCUGUUCCAGCUCUCCAUGGUGGUCUUCCUCCAGGUACAAAAAUUUUGGUUCAUGGACGAAUUUCCUUUCGUCUUGGUGUUCUCUUGUUGAAACCGGAAAAUGUGAGGGUAUUAGGGGGUGAGGUAGAUGGUCUUUCAGAAGAAUAUGCUCAGGAAAAAGUACUUGGAAGACUGAUUGGUGAGCUAGACCCUGCAGUCUCAGUUGUACCAAAUGACUCUGCUCACAGUGUGCCCAGAGUUUCGGGGUUGGGAUCAGACCCUGCUUUAGGACCUUCAGAUGAAGAGCUCUUGGCAAGUCUUUAUGAAAGUGAGGGACCUGCAGCAAACGAUGAUGCAUCCAUGGGAGCAAGCGGCUUCAGCGCAGGCAGUUCCUUAAACACUACUCCCACAGGCCAGUCUGAUUUUGAGCCAGGAUGGAAUAUUUCUUCAAGGCAAAAGGAGAAACCAAACCAAUCUGUGCAUUUCUCUAAUGGAGAGUUUGAUGACUUUUCACUGGAAGAGGCCUUGCUUUUAGAAGAAACUGUCCAGAAAGAACAGAUGGAAACCAAAGCAUUGCAGCCACCAACUUUGAAGAAAAACACAGAUAGAUGUGUAGAGACAUUUUCACAUAAACCUAAUACUCAGAACCACACUGAUUUGAUUCAUAAACAUGGAAACAACAAUUGCAAUGAAAAAAAAUUAUCUGAACAAAUAAUUCAUGAAGACAAAUUUUUUGACUGUCCAUCUGCUAGAGACCAUCAUAAGAAACUCCUAGCCCAUGACUUCACAAAUGACAGUGAGACUUUGGGAGUAGAUAAUACGACAAAAGAAAACAACGACAGUUCACGUGAACAUUGCUCAAGUAAUAAAAUGUUAAAGAGAAAACAAGGAACCUGUCUAUCAGAAAAGAGUUCAGAGAUCUCUGAUGAAAAUAGCUACCCUUUUCAGACUUGUUCUUCAGAAUCACUUGAGAAUAAUACUGAUCUUUCCGUCAGCAUGGACUUAAAUUCUCCACCUUUUAUCUAUUUGGCUGUUCUAAUGGCCAGAAAGCCAAAGGAAGUUACCACUGUGAAAGUCAAAGCCUUUAUUGUCACUUUAACUGGGAAUCUCUCAAGCUCUGGUGGCUGUUGGUGUGUAACUGCAAAGGUUUCUGAUGGCACCGCAUAUCUAGAUGUAAAUUUUAUAGAUGAAAUACUUACCAGUAUGAUAGGGUUUUCAGUAGCAGAAAUGAAACAAUUAAAAAAAGACCCUCUUAAAUAUCAGACCUUCCUAAAAGGGUUACAAAAAUGUCAGCGAGAUCUGAUAGAUUUGUGUUGCCUAAUGACUAUUUCAUUUAAUCCUUCUUCAGGUAAAGCCAUGGUACUUGAAUUACAAGAUGUCAGUGUGGAGCACCUUGAGAACCUAAAGAAGCGGCUGAAAAAAUAAUUGGCCAAAAUGCCAUUGGAGUAUACCUUAAGAUAUGCAAAUAUUUGUAAUCAAAUUUGUUCAUAGUCUUAUUUUUUAAAUUCUGUAAAAGAAGAAAAAGCUUCAGAGCUUAAAAAGGAUGAUAUUGCUCUGUUCAAGAGGCUUUCUGCCAAGCCUGCGUUUGAUCCUCUGGUCCCUUGUAGAUUAAAAGAGGAGCCAACUCCCAGAAUCUGUUGAUCAUCCUCCACACAUGCAGCAUGGAAUUCAUACAGAUACCCACACAUAUAUACUAAAUGACAUUUAAAAAUAAAGAUAUUUAAUUAAAA
Molecule: messenger RNA, 3081 nt
Organism: Mesocricetus auratus (golden hamster)
Lineage: Eukaryota; Metazoa; Chordata; Mammalia; Rodentia; Cricetidae
Gene: Rmi1
Product: RecQ mediated genome instability 1
Exons: 3
Coding region: 917-2776 (619 amino acids)
Biological process (GO): double-strand break repair via homologous recombination; resolution of meiotic recombination intermediates
Cellular component (GO): RecQ family helicase-topoisomerase III complex; nuclear body
Molecular function (GO): nucleotide binding
Source: RefSeq, a predicted model, not a curated record